AUCACGUGAUGUUUACUUCGCUAAAAAUGGCGUCUUGCUAGCAGUUUUGGUUUUGGGCUCUGCAGCAGCUAAGAAUCACUUACAGAGACUCUUCCGGUGCUGCAUAUAGAGGUUCCUAGAUGCCGGGGACGGUGCGUGUACGGGACCUGAUCCGCGUGGUGCGGUCCUGCAAGACAGCCCAGGCCGAAAGAAACGUCAUAUCCGAAAGAGUGCGCCUACAUCCGUACGGCCUUCAAGGGAGACGAUAACGAUGCCCGGGCUCGCAACAUGGCCAAGCUGCUCUACAUCCACAUGCUGGGCUACCCAGCUCACUUUGGACAGAUGGAGACACUGAAGCUGAUAGCGUCGCCGAGGUUCUCGGACAAGCGGCUGGGCUACCUUGGAGCCAUGAUGCUGUUGGACGAGAGACAGGACAUCCACAUCCUCAUCACCAACUGCAUGAAGAACGACAUGCACCACCAGGUCCAGUAUGUGGUGGGACUAGCACUCUGCGCCCUGGGCAGUAUUUGCUCGGAGGAGAUGAGCCGUGACCUGUCUGGAGAGGUGGAGAAACUACUCAAGUCUUCUAAUCCCUACAUUGUCAGAAAGGCGGCGCUGUGUGCAGCAAGGAUUGUGCGGAAGGUUCCGGACCUGAUGGAGGUGUUUGUGCCCACCACAAGGCAGCUGCUGAGCGAGAAGAAUCACGCAGUCCUCCUGACUGGCAUCUGCCUCGUCACGGAGAUGUGCACCGUCAACCCAGACUCACUUCAGCACUUCAGACGAUUUUUACCAAAUUUGGUGCGGAUGCUGAAGAACCUGAUAAUGGCAGGGUAUUCCCCUGAACAUGAUGUCCAUGGGAUCAGCGAUCCGUUUCUCCAGGUUCGAGUUCUGCGUCUCAUGAGGAUGCUGGGCAAAGGAGACGAGGAUACCAGUGAAAUGAUGAACGACAUUCUCGCACAAGUGGCGACAAACACGGACUCCAGUAAGAACGUGGGUCACUCCAUUCUCUACGAGACGGUCCUCACGAUAAUGGACAUCCAGUCGGAGAGCGGACUGCGCGUUCUCGCUGUCAACAUCCUCGGUCGCUUCCUCUCCAACUCCGACAGAAACGUUCGAUAUGUAGCUCUGAACACACUACUUCGGACGGUGAGUGUGGACUACAAUGCAGUCCAGCGACACCGGAGCACCAUUCUGGACUGCCUGAAGGAGAGCGAUGUUUCAAUCCGUCGCCGGGCACUCGAGCUCUCCUUUGCUCUCGUCAACAAGAACAACAUCCGGACCAUCAUGAAGGAGGUGUUGGCCUUUCUCGACGUGGCCGAGCCGGAGUUCAAGUCAUUCAUUGCCACCAAUUCCCUCGUGGCUGCUGAGAAACACAGUCCCAACAAACGCUGGCACAUUGACACUGUUCUUACCGUGCUCAUCAAGGCCGGGUCCUACAUGCAGGAGGAACUGGUGUUCACCAUCAUAGCCAUGCUGUCGCAGACCGAUCAACUCCAUGGCUACCACACCCAGCGAUUAUAUGUUGCUCUCACCAAUGAUAUUAGUCAGCAACCUCUGGUGCAAGUGGCCAUUUGGGCGGUGGGUGAAUAUGGAGAUCUCCUAGUGACGGGACAGGUGGAGAACGAGAUAGGGGGAGGGGAAGAGGAGGAGGAGGAGGAAGAGGGGAGGAGGGAGGUUGUUCAGGUGACUGAGGACGAAGUUCUGGACGUCUUGGAGCGAGUUCUCCAGAGCCCGCAGUCCAGUCCAGCCACUCGGCAGUAUACACUCAACUCCGUCAUGAAACUAAGCAGCAGGUUUUCAACGAGUCUCCCUCGGAUAAAGGCAAUGGUGAGUAGCUAUGGCAACAACAUGGACAUGGAGUUGCAACAGAGGGCCGUCGAGUAUUGCGCAAUCUUCAGCAAACAUGACAACAUGAGGUAUAUUUAUUUUUCCGACGCAUUUACACCUUGAGACUUGUAAAUAAAUGUGUCUUGCUAAAGGUUUAGGCCACCUACACUGUCAGUCCUUAGCAAUGCACUCUCCAGCUAUUUUCAAGGUAUUCAGGAUGGUUGGUUGGACUGUCCUUCCCCCCACUUGUUUGCUAAAAGUACGAAAGUUUAGGCCACCCUUUGCACUCCACACUCUGUUGUGAGUGUGUGCUGUAUAAGAGAGGUGUAAUGUAUGUUAUGUCAUGUCUCUUGCUGUUCUUUUAUCCCCUUACCCCUACUACCAUGUGUUUACCCAGGAAACAACUAGAAAUAGCACAAUGUUUCUAACUUUAUCAUUACACUCUUUCUCUCCUAACCAGAACAGAGCAUAAAUAAUUUAAGUGAUGAGUUACUGGAUUCUGUUUAACACACACAAAAUGGUAAUAGGAAGAGCCAGGCACAUACCUACCGUUUGUGUGUCUAGUAAUAAUAGAGUAGGGCCAGCUGAUGAGUCCUCCCACUAUAAACAUAAGGGAUGAAAACCAUCUCUGUGGGAUAACCCCUGGAGAUUGUUUCUGGCUUUUUCUUGUUUUGCAGGUAUACAGCACAUUCUCUUCUUUGUCCUAUAGUUCUGACUACACAAUUGUGUUUGUAUACCUUCCAUGCCAUUGUGUCUAUCAUGCAGUGCAUUACAACUCUUCUGGUUUGCUCUGUUAUCUAUGUAUGUGGAGUACUGUGUUGGGGUUGUUAGCAGCAGCAACUAUAUUCCACAUAUUAGGCAUGGUUGGUUUGUCAUUAAUUUUCAUUUACUCACAUCCAUACAACAAAUGCAAAUCCAUUCAAACCCUUGUCCAAAGGGGUGGUAAAGAAGGAAAUUGCAAGGAAAAUAAGUGCUUAGGUACAGCUAGAUAGUUUUGCUAUUCCAACCUCCAACUAUAGUCAAACUGUUAGGCAUUGUUGGUUUGUCAUUUCGUUUACUCAUGUGCGUACAACAAAUGCAAAACUGUUCAAACCCUUGUUGUAAAGGGUGGUAAAGAAGGAAAUUAACAAAAAUAAGCGUUUAGGUACAGCUAGAUAGUUUUGCUAUUCCACCCUCCAAUUAUAGUCAAAGUGUUAGGCAUUGUUGGUUUGUCGUUUCGUUUACUCAUGUGCAUACAACAAAUGCAAAUCCAUUCAAACCCUUGUCGGAAGGGGUGGUAAUGAAGGAAUAGGCGAGAAAAAUAAGUGUUUAGGUACAGUGAGAUAGUAUCGCUAUUCCAGCCUCCAUCAAUAGUCAAAGUGUUAACACUUUGCACGCCGCGGAGAAAUACGGAGAUUUAUGCGCGUACGCGGAAUUUUUCACGCGCGCAUGCGCCUUAAUUCCUUCGUGCGUUUCACACGUGUGAGCGGCCGUAAGCCCUGAAAACCGCGGAGAAGAAAGGAGAGGCAGCUCUUCUGGCUGACCAGUGAAGUAGAAACAAGUCCCUGAGUGUCUGCUGUAGUCAUUCCAUCGAACUUUUGUGAGUAUAUUUACGCAUAUGUUUAGUUGAACGCUGUUGCACGCGCUGCAGUAGUUAGGUAGGGAAUACUGUGUCUCUUUGUCUCUGUGUAAGACUAUACAUGAGUAGUAGAAGUUAGUGAGUUAGUACAUACAUGUAUGAUGUUCAAGGGGUAUGAUAGAGUUCAAAGCAACUUUCAGCACAGAGGCUAGGUUUGCCUGGGCAAGCUUUGCAGUAGAGAGAUGUUCGUUUUCGAGCACCAUGGGUAGCGUCACUACAAUACUCGCACUCUUUCAUUUUCCCCCGUUUAGGAAAGUGGCCUAGCUCUAGGUUGAAUCUCUCAGACGAUGACUGAGUACGCUUUCUUCGUCGGCCGAGACGAGGACGAGGAGGAGCUGCAGCGAGAUGGGAUGACACAAGGGCUUCUACCAGACUCUGCCGGAAUUGAAGAUGAGUGCAUGGGGUUGCUGUGUGUGCGCAGUAUAGGAAGUAGCUAUUGACUAUAGUGACUUCGAAUAGCCAAAAGAACAGCUUUCUCCACCAUUUCACACUUUUUCUGAUGAAGGAAUAGUACACUGUGUACUGGUCGGCUUUAUCUACCCCAUUCAUCGAACGAUUAUAGUCAUCCACUACUUUUGGCUUCACGCUAGCACGUCUCGUUGCUACAGAUGUAACUGUAGUAGGCUUAGCACAGCUCUCUGUGCUAACCAUAAUAACUGGCUUCUUUUUUUUAGCUGCUCUCCAUCCAAGUGCUAAAAGCCGAUUGCUACGAAAUGCCAUAAUCUCGUCAUUAGCCAAGCGAAAAGAUGGUGAUCUUAUCGUAUCAGGCAAAUCAAUCCGGUUCUUCAUGGCUGUCCCAAUGAAACCAGUGUCAUGUUGCUCUAGUGUCAUAGCCAGUGGCAAGCUGGUGUAAUAUCUAUCGGUUAUGACCGUGUGCCCUUUGUCUAGAUAUGGCUCUAAAAGGUGGAGCACUAUGCGCGCUGGCUGGGGGAGAAGACAAUAAGCAACAUCGGCUGUAUCAAGUGUGUCUCUCCCAGUGUAGAUGAGGGUGUUUAGGACAUACCCGUUGGUGCUAUCUGCAAGCGUGAACGCUUUUUAUACCGUAUUUGUUGGGCUUUGCUGGCAUAUACUGUUUAGCUGCAAACCGCCCACGAAAGCCCACCAUAGUCUCAUCAGCUGAAAGGUUCCGACUAGGAGAAUACGCCUUUUGAAAAUUGUAAAUGAGCAUAUCGAGAACGUCUUUGACCUUGUUUAUCUUCUUUCCAGGGUUUUGCGGAUCGUCUCGACUCACAUGGAGCAUCCAGAAAAUCUGCUCGAAUCUAUUUCUGGUAAACGCCUUGCUAAAAAAUGGGAUGUUUCCUGUCCAGGAAGAGCUCCAGUACGACUCAAGGGUAGGUAAUUGGAUCAGGCCCAUGUUGAU
Molecule: messenger RNA, 4784 nt
Organism: Geodia barretti
Lineage: Eukaryota; Metazoa; Porifera; Demospongiae; Tetractinellida; Geodiidae
Source: the annotation of a GenBank genome assembly